This is a messenger RNA of Colletotrichum graminicola M1.001, 1131 nucleotides long. RefSeq names its product methyltransferase domain-containing protein. The transcript is spliced from 2 exons. NCBI's taxonomy places the organism in Eukaryota, Fungi, Ascomycota, Sordariomycetes, Glomerellales, Glomerellaceae. Gene Ontology annotation, molecular function: methyltransferase activity. The record is from RefSeq and is a predicted model, not a curated record. The coding region runs from base 1 to 1131 and encodes 376 amino acids.
AUGGUAGACACCACGGCGGAGGCGACGGCCAGUUUGCCAUCACCGCCCCCGAAAGCUUCGGCCCACACCCAGCAGUCUCAGCCCGAGUCAGAACGGGAGGCCGCUCCGGCGGAAGCCCUGGAGGCGGAGAACACGGUAGAGGCCGACACGGACGACGGCGCGUCGUCGCAGGCGAGCGAGACAUGGGACGAAGGGUUCGACGGACGGAGCGCCAGCAACCAUUCAGCCUCGACGUCGCUGUCCAACAGCGUGCGCGACUACGUGUUCGAGAACUCGCGGCGAUACCACAAGUACAUGGAGGGGAGGUACCUGAUGCCCAACGACGAACCGGAACAGGAGCGCGAAGACAUGAAGCAUGCCAUGUGCGUCAACGUCAUGGAUGGGAAACUGCACUGCGCGCCGAUAGAAAACCCGCAAAAGGUUGUCGAUAUCGGCACGGGGACGGGCAUCUGGGCCAUCGAUAUGGGCGACGAAUUCCCCGAAGCCGACGUCGUCGGCAUCGACCUCAGUCCCAUCCAGCCGACCUGGCUCCCCCCCAACGUCCGCUUCAUCGUCGACGACGCCGAGGCUGAAUGGGUCUGGCCCGCCAACUCGAUCGACUUCGUCCAUGCCCGGCACAUGUGCAUGGCCAUCAAGGACUGGCCGCGCCUCCUGUCCCAGGCGCACCACGCCCUCAGGCCCGGCGGCUGGGUGGAGCUGCAGGAGCUGCGGUUCCACCUCCAGUGCGACGACGGGACGAUGCCGGGACCGGCCCAGUACGGGUACGGCCGGUUCGUCGAUCUGUGCAUGGAGGGGUUCCGGAGCUUCGGCAUCGACCCGCUGGGCAUGGAGAGAAACGCGGAGCGGCUCCGUAGCAGCGGCUUCGAGAGGGUCGAGGAGAAGGUGUGGAAGGUGCCCAUCGGGACGUGGCCGCGGGACCAGAACCUCAAGACGAUAGGGCUGUACAACCGGAGCAUGCUCACCGACGCGUUGCAGGCUGUGAGCAUGGCGCCGCUGACGAGAGGGCUGAAGUGGAGCGCUACCGAGGUGGAAAUCUUCCUCAUCGAUGUCCGGAAGAGCCUGAUGAACUCUUCGAUACACUCGUAUCUGACGUUCCAUGUCGUUUACGGGCAAAAGCCUGGCGGCGUCUAA